Entelurus aequoreus (snake pipefish) is the source of this 993-nucleotide messenger RNA. Its product is annotated as alpha-(1,3)-fucosyltransferase 7-like. The coding region runs from base 1 to 993 and encodes 330 amino acids. The record is from RefSeq and is a predicted model, not a curated record. Lineage: Eukaryota; Metazoa; Chordata; Actinopteri; Syngnathiformes; Syngnathidae. The transcript has a single exon. Gene Ontology annotation, cellular component: membrane. Gene Ontology annotation, molecular function: alpha-(1->3)-fucosyltransferase activity.
AUGCUGAGUCUUCAUUACGACUGGCUGAGGGAAUCCUCGUUUUCAGCUGCUUCCUCCUCCAAAAACUCCAAGCAACACAAUGUAACCAUCCUGCAGUGGCACUGGCCCUAUGAAAACGUUUUGAAUUUCAGCCAGGACAUCUGCUGGAAACACUUUGGCAUCCCAAACUGCAGGGUCGUGACACAGAGGUCCUUGUUUUCAGAGGCGGACGUGGUGGUGUUCUUUAACCGAGAGCUUAGUAUUAACAAGGAGAAACUGCCCCUAGAGCUUCCCAGACCGCCAGGCCAGAGAUGGGCUUGGAUGACCAUGGAGGCGUCUGUGCGCAACGGAGACCGGAGACGAUUUGCAGGUUUGUUCAACCUCACUGUGCACUUCAGGAGGGACGCAGAUGUUAGCAUACCAUACGGUGGACUUCUACCACAGGAUUCUAAAAAUCCAAUGGAAAACAUCCAAUGGAAUAAAACAGAUCUGGUCUGCUGGGUGGUCAGCAACUACAAAGAGUCCUACAAAAGAAGCCAAGUGUACAAAGAACUCAGCGCUGUCGUCCCCGUGAAGGUCUACGGACGGUGGGCAAAUGUUCCUCUUGCGGCCAAAAACCUUCUUCCCACCCUAUCUCGCUGCUAUUUCUAUUUAGCCUUCGAGAACACCAUCGCCAAAGAUUACAUCUCCGAGAAGCUGUGGAGGAAUUCUUACCAAUCUGGGGCGGUUCCGGUCGUCCUGGGAGCAUCUGUGCAAGAUUACGAGGCUGUGGCGCCGCCUCACUCGUUCAUCCACGUUGACCAGUUUGCGUCGGUGAAAGAGCUUGGCAAGUAUCUGCAGCAGCUGGCGGGCGACGUCAAUCACUAUCGCGAGUAUCUGCAAUGGAGGAGAGAGUGGAAGGUGGAAUUGCACAACAACUUGAAGUGGAGACUGUGUCAGAUCUGUUUGCGGUAUCCCAGCUUCCCUCCGUACAAGGUCUACGAUGACCUGGAGGCCUGGGAUAAUGCUGUGUAG